Messenger RNA from Cricetulus griseus (Chinese hamster), 1887 nucleotides. NCBI's taxonomy places the organism in Eukaryota, Metazoa, Chordata, Mammalia, Rodentia, Cricetidae. The record is from RefSeq and is a predicted model, not a curated record.
CAAGAAGGAAGGGUUUGGAUGUCACAUGGAGAAACCAAAGUGGUGCCCGGAACAGGUGCUCUGGCGUCCACAACCCCCACCAGGGUUUCCCCCAUCUUCCUGCUACUCACCUUGCAAUAGAGGAACCUGAUAGCUACCGCUCUGACCCUGGGGUCGGAGCUUCCACCAUGGGAUGGGCAGGGGAUACAGGCUGCACGCCGCGUCCGCCUAUACGACCUCGGCCUGUGUCCGAGCGCCGCGUGGUCACCGUGAUCUUCCUCGGCCUGCUACUCGACCUCCUGGCCUUCACGCUGUUGCUACCUCUGCUGCCAGGACUCCUGGAGAACCAUGGGCGCGAACAAGACCCCCUCUAUGGCUCCUGGCAGCGCGGGGUAGACUGGUUUGCCACAGUCAUCGGGAUGCCAGCCGAGAAAAGGUACAACAGUGUCCUGUUUGGAGGAUAUCGAUCCACAUAGCUAAAGCCAUCAGUGAAGAUGACCUCUGUCUCUCAGGUCUCAUUGGCUCAGCCUUCUCCCUCCUUCAGUUCUUCUCUGCACCACUCACCGGAGCUGCCUCUGAUUGCCUGGGGAGGCGCCCAGUAAUGUUGCUGUGCCUGGCCUCCACCCAUUGGCAGACAGGUAUGGCCAUUUCCUAUGCAGUAUGGGCUGCCUCUCGGAGCUUUAAAGCCUUCUUGGCCUCCCGGGUGAUAGGAGGCAUCAGCAAGGGGAAUGUUAGCCUCUCCACAGCCAUCGUCGCUGACCUGGGCUCACCUCCAACCCGCAGCCAAGGCAUGGCAGUCAUCGGAGUAGCCUUCUCCCUGGCCUUUACUGUGGGCCCCAUGCUCGGAGCAUUCUUGUCUGUAGAAAUGGUACCCUGGAUCAGCUUACUCUUUGCGGUCUCUGACAUGCUGUUCAUCUUCUGCUUCUUGCCAGAGACACUGCCCCAGGAGAAACGUGCUCCCUCUGUCACCCUGGGCUUCCAUGCUGCUGCCAACCUGCUCAGCCCCCUGGCCCUGCUUCAUUUUGCAGCUGUCACCCACCAUCAGGAUCCGCCUGCUGAGGACAGACUCAGAAGCCUACGUCGAUUGGGUCUUGUCUAUUUCCUCUACCUCUUCCUGUUCUCAGGCCUAGAAUACACACUCAGCUUCCUUGUACACCAGCGCUUCCAGUUCAGCAGUUGGUGGCCUAGGGGGCUGGGUGCUCACCCUCCACCUCCUAGCCUGCAGCAGGGCAAGAUGUUUUUCUUCAUCGGCCUCACCAUGGCCACCAUACAGGGCACCUACGCCCGACGGAUCAGCCCUGGCAAGGAAGUUGCAGCUGUGAAGCAGGCAAUGUUGCUCCUAGUGCCAGCCUUUCUCUUCAUUGGUUGGGGACACUCACUGCCCAUGUUGGGCUUGGGGCUGCUGCUCUAUUCCUUCGCCGCUGCUGUUGUGGUGCCCGGUCUGUCCACUUUGGUCUCCAGCUAUGGUUCUCCAGGUCAAAAAGGCACAAUCAUGGGCAUACUGCGGAGCCUCGGUGCCCUAGGUAGGGCAUUGGGACCCAUGGUGGCUGCCUCAGUGUACUGGCUGGCUGGAGCCCGGGUCUGCUUCACUGUGUGCGCUGGACUCUUUUUACUCCCCUUCUUUCUCCUGCGGAACCUGAGGCAUCCAGCACAGACUUUCAAGGAGGAGUAGCUGAGCUACCACACUCUGGAUGCCAAGUGGAAACCUGGGCCAGAACCAUCCUAGCCCACUCCUUCCUCCAGGUCCAGGAAGGCUUGCCAUACCCCCACACUCCCCUGUAUGGCAUCCCAGCAGGAAGCCUGGGCAGCUAUACCCUUUUUUCUUACUCCAAAGCCUUUUAGGCUUCUGAUUGUUUAUAUCUGUCAUCCUUCUGAAUCACCAAUAAAGCAGCUAUUUUGUACCAAGUA